AUGAAGGCCACCAUACUCGCCAUCUUGACCCUCAGCAGCUUCGGACUAGCUGCGCCGCCAAAGCUAGACGACGGCGGAAAGCCCGGUCCUCCCGGGGGCGGGCCAGCUGCAUCGCCAAGUCCGCCAGCCCCAUCGCCGAGUCCGCCAGCGCCCGGUGGUCCCCAGCCCAGUGGUCCCCAGCCCGGCGAUCCCCAGCCCGGACCCCCCACACCACCGAACCCCAACAGCCGGCACGGACUAGGUGCCAUAGGCGCCGUAGGCAUCGGGAUUCUGUCGGGCCAGGCGGAUGCCAAUGACUGCCGCACCUGGAAGAACGGGUGUGCCCAGCCAAACUGUCCCCUAAACCAGAGCUUCAUUGGCGGCUAUUGCCAAGAUACCAACAGUCCUAGAAUUUCCUGCUUCCGAGGCCAGAUGUGGGACUCGCUGAAACGGGAAUGUGUCAUCAUCCCGGCAGGCCAGCCUGGCACGACCAUACGAAUCGAGGACGAGAAAGUCUCUAGUGCACACAUUCUCUCGCAAUGCUUCGCGUUCCUUGAUUACUUUGUCUCGUCCUACGGCUAG
Ustilaginoidea virens is the source of this 561-nucleotide messenger RNA. RefSeq lists its product as uncharacterized. The transcript has 2 exons. The coding region runs from base 1 to 561 and encodes 186 amino acids. The record is from RefSeq and is a predicted model, not a curated record. Lineage: Eukaryota; Fungi; Ascomycota; Sordariomycetes; Hypocreales; Clavicipitaceae.